ACCCAUCGGCACUCAACACGUCAGCACACCACGGCAACACUGUCUUUUUCACCUAACGUCAUGGAUGUCCGGCGUCUCCCGCAACAGACGCACUUCUCUGUAAGAACCGGCAUGAACUAUUCUCCCCUCCCUCCCUGACCAGCUCGUCCCUCGUCAUGGUGCUCGGAGCCUCUCUUCAUCUACACCCUUUCUACACAACUGCAGCCAUGCGCUGGCGGGUGGGCAGCCUGGCUGACUGGCUCACGGCCUCUUUGACAUGGUGUCACCACAUGCACAUUCUCCCCAGGCACCCCCACUGUAACCAUCACAACCGAUUCUACCUGCCUAAGCUUCCCAUCCCUCCCCUCCCGUCUCUGCUAAGUCGUCAUGGCGCCAGUGGUCGGCUAGUUGAUGCCGAGUGGCUUGAAGAGGCCGAUGUCGUUGACCCACCCCAACUGACCCCAACCGAACUGACAGUCGUCAUUCCCCAGGUGGGUGUUGAAGCCCUUGACCACACCAGUCAGCCCAUAGCGGGCCGCCUCGACCAGCCGCGCCCGAUGCACCACCUCGCGCAGACCCACCCGCCGCACACGAGGCCCCUCUCUGACGGCGAAGCACUGGAGGGGCACCCGCACCACCCGGCCGCCCACAUUGGCCAUGCCGCCGAUGACCUCCUCAUUGCCGGCCGUCUUGGUCGCCGCGCACUUGACGAAGUGCUGCAUGGCCCUCUUGAUGCGGUGGGCCACCACUGGCUGCCCGAGGGUGAUGGUGUCGACGGCCUCUGGCUCGUGCAGGAAGGCACCGAUCUUCCAGGCCACCUGGGCCGUCGCAUCCGUGAGGGCAAAUGGGGAGGGGGCAGCAGGGGCAUGUGCUGCAGCAGCAGUGGAUGUGUCAGUGGGGGUGGUGGGCGGGGCGGGGCGGGCGAGGGGCAGCAGCCACGUCAGCAUGUUGGCGGCGUCACGCUGUGGGCAAAGGGCGCCGUUGACGCCGUCCAUGACGGCCUGGGGCAGCUCGUCGUUGAGGACGGUGAGGUACUCGGCCAACACCACACCGUGGGCCUCUCGUGACUCCUGGCGAGCAUUGGCCGGCAGCUGUUGUGGGGUUUGGACCAUGUCGAUGGCAGCCCCGAUGUCAGCAGUGCGCGGAUGGCCCGCUGCAUCCCGCUGACCGUCUCAUCACGCUGCUCGGACCGGGCCUGACGCUGCCAGACGGCGACCUUGAUGGCAGCGAUGCCCAAAGGCGUCUGGUGGGCGCCGAAAGGCCAGUGAGCUGUAGCUGUGUUGAUGUGUGCGGGGCUGAGGUGCUGGCACAGCCACUCGAUCACGUGAUACGGAGACGUGACUGCUGCUCGCUGAAGGGGCUGAAACAUCGGCUGCUGCUGUGGGGCCGUGAGGCUGGCGCCGUUGUCCAUCAUUAGCUGGAGGUAGCCGUGGAUGAAGGCUCGCGAAUAUACGCGGCCCACACUGGCUGCACGAAGGAUAACACUCCAGUCACCAUCUGCCGCUGCCUCGGUGGCGAGGCAGGGGUUGAGCUUGACGAGGUGCUUGUAGAUGGCCAUCAGGGCCGCCUCAUACUGCUCAGUCACGCGCACCCCACCUGGCAGUAAAGCCACCUGCCGCCCUUGCAGAGCCGCUCCGUUGGCCACGAGGGUCUUGAGCGCCGUCAGGUUGGCCGCACGCACCGCCACUCUGAUGGGCUUGGGCUUGAGCCAGUCCGUGGAGAUCCGCGCAGCAGGUGCUGGUGACGUGGGUGGCUCAUUGAGCCCGACGCCCUCCUGGAUGAGAGCCGACAGGACGCCCGUUUGCGUCUCACGCGAUGGCCAGAGCGGCAGCACCAGCCGUCCACCGAUCGCGAGCCACACCGCGGCGCAUUCGAGCGCCGUGGGAGUGCUCCAGUCGUCGAUGGCCAGCGUCAGCAGACAGACACGCCGCCGAUACGCGGCAUCACUCCGCGAGGUGAUGAGGUCAAUGCAGACCCGUGGGUCGGCCCCCUUGCGGACGAGCUGUCGGAUGCCGUCAGGUGUGAUUGUGCGUCGCAUGAUGCCCUGGACGAGCCGCUUGGUGGCAUUGCUGGUGUUGGGCGGGAACAGUGCCUCCACCUUCUCUAUCUUCACCUCCUGCUGCUGCGGCUGCGGGUGUGGCUGCUGUGGUUGCUGUCCGGCUGAUGAUGAAGCCGACAUGAUGAUCAAAUCCUGCACACAGCAGAACCACGCACAACGCUCAGACUUGGUUUAAGGUGUUGUGCUGCGCUGCUGUACCGCAGAAUUGGGCACUGACGAAUGGCUCCUCAGAUGCCGUCACCCUGAGCCGAGUCAGUCACCCCAGUGAGGUGAGCUGCACACAAGCAGCUCGAGAUGUUCGGCAGCCCUCGGUCGCUUCCUUUGCGGCCCUGCGUACCUGAUCGAUCUACUGUGAGAGCUCGGUGCUUACUUCUCCUCGGAGCGCCACGAACGGCAACAAUGCUGCCUGCAGGAAAACACAGAGGUAGAUGCAUACCAUGGCCAGAUCUGCAUCUUAAUCUCUUUCCCUACCAGAGAUCUACGGUAGUGUAGGUUUCCGCC
Molecule: messenger RNA, 2539 nt
Organism: Vitrella brassicaformis
Lineage: Eukaryota; Vitrellaceae
Source: the annotation of a GenBank genome assembly